AGAGAAAGAAGUAAACUUAUUCAGAAGUUGGCGUCUGCAAUAAGAGAUAAGGAUGAAGAUGUGAAGAAAGGGUGGAAGUCCUGGGUUGAAGAGCAUAUGAAAAACCCAUCAGCCAAAGAGACAUUUGAAAAAACGUGGAAACCUGUGGAUAUGGAGAAAGAAAUUAUGGCUCUGUCAUCAAAUGAAUCUAGCAUAGAUAUUGACACUGAUGAAGGCAGUCCCCUGUCUGCUCCUUCUUCGCCAGUACCUAGUGCAUGGACAGCAUAUCAACAAUCAUCACCCCAGACCUCAACGCAACCUACUUUAGCUCCCUUAAGACCCUUGAAAACCACUGCCUUGGACAAGCAUACAUCACUGAGGUCGAUCUCUGAAGAGUUAAGCUCACCUACCUCAGUCCCCAAACCACCUGCUACUAACAAGCAGCAUAGCGGUGCAGCGAGAGUACGUUCCAUCGAUAAGCUUAAGGCUGAUGGUCAGUCACUGGAAAGGAAAGAGUUUCCAAGACCGCCAUACCCAUAUUCUUGCAUCACUGCUUUGGCUUUGAAAAACAGUAAGGAGGGAACGUUACAGGUUCAGGAAAUCUAUAAAUUUAUCCAAUGUUUUUUCCCCUUCUUUCGCACAGGUCCUUCACACUGGCAGAAUGCCAUAAGGCAUUGCCUCAGCAUGAAUAAGUGCUUUAUAAAAUUAGUAGUUCCAAGGUUAGGUGAUCGAAGGUGUCAUUUAUGGACAGUUGAUAAAAAGUACUCUUCAAAAUUAGAACAAGAUUUACAAAAGUAUCAUUCAAAAUAUGCAGAUGAUAUCAAAAGUUCCAUGGAAUGUCCGCAGUUUCUCAGCCACCUCAUGAAAGGAAGCUUGCGAAUUGAGUAUUCAAGUAGUGAUGAUGAAAAUGAUGAUGAAGACAGCUCUACAGCAGCUGCCAGCAUUCAAAAAUUAACUAUUAGGCCAAAAGAAGACACUCAUUCACUCUCUCCUUUCCUUGUCACAGGGGAGGUUUCUCUUUCAAACACCAAUAUCUCUAUCCAAAAUUUACGUGAUAUUGCUAAUCAGGAAAAGCACAAUGCCACAGCAGCCACUGAUGCGCCUGAAGUAAUUGUUCUUGAGUAAUGAGUUAGCCAGUCAAGGUUUGUCUAUAUAAGUAAGCUGUAGAAUGAGAUGUUUCUUUGCUAUUGCAAUGAAGAAAUAUGUGCAUUCAUUAAAUUAUGUCAUAUGCCAUGAUGUUUGUAAGGAGUACUAAAAAGAAUUUCACAAUCGUGACAUAGAUUGCAAUCUUGAAUUUUCCAGGCUACCGAAUGUAUGUCAAUUCCAUGUUUAUAGGUACAAUAUUUAUUUUUUAACACAAAAUUGUGUUACAGGAUGGAUAAAGAAUUGGGAGGGGUUAAAAGUUUAAAAAUUUGAGGUGCGCAGUUUGCAAAUCUUCAAUAUACUGUAAUGGGAUGCAGUUUUGCAGUUCUUUACAGUUUGUCUUUUUUUCUUUUGUGAUUUUUCCCUUUGCAUAUGAUUGGAAAAGUAAAGACGUACCACAUCGACUCACACAUACUCUAAAAAGUUAAAUUCUCUGUUUUUCUUUUUGGCAAUCCAGAUGGAAUGUGUUUAGGUAUAUCGGUAAAAUGCGACAUAUAUGUACAGUACAAGCGAGUUGCGUUAUAUGAUGAAUGUUCCAGACCUAUUUUAACUUCUGUAUGGAAAUGUGUUAUGGACCAAUCAUCAGUCAUUAAUUACCAUAAAAUUUUUGCCAUGUUUUAAGAGCUUGAAUUUAAGAGAAAUCACAGGUUUAGAUUUAGAUUAGAGGUUUGACAAAAAAUACGUAUUGGGAAUAUUGGUUUUUUGUAUGCAUUUUGUUAUUAUGUUAAGAGUUAAAAUUCCUUUAUCAUAGUUAAUUUUACAUGGUUUUUCAAAAAAAUGUUUUACUAUGUAAUACUAUUGAUGGUGCCUGCUAAAGUAUUGCAAUACUGAGUUUUGACCAGGUUAUAGGGUUCUUCACGAAUGUCCGUGAAUAGAACUUGCUUUGAACUUGACUUAUUGUCUCAUCCAUAGAUGAUAUGCUUUUUUGUUUUCUUUUAAUGUAUUGAUCCUUCAAAUGAGUUGCCAUUUAUUCUGUGAUGUUGAACAUGAUAGUACAAGUAAGGUAAUUAAAACUUGUAUAUAUUUUGUGAUAUCCUUCUCUUUUUUUAUGUAAAUAAAAAUAGAAACGGCAUUAAUAGUCCCCCCUUUUUUUAUUUUCAUUUUUUUUAAAGGUUUAGUAACAGGCAGAAUUCCGUUGUGCUAAUAUUAUGUAAUGUUGAAAAUAUGUAUAUGUUUGUGUACAGAUGUAUUUUUUUUUCACUGAUGAUAUGUAUCGGGUAUAUUGAGAUCUCAUUGUUGUAAGUUAUGUUUAAACCGUAUAUAACAUUUUUUUUGUAUAAAUGUUGGAUUUUAUGUAAUUCAUUGUGAGAGUUUUCAGAAUUAUUUUAAGCAAGCUUUUUGUAUUUGCUAACUGGAGAAUUGUAUGUGGUUUUUGAAUGCAUUUUGUAAUUGGUGAUAAAGUUGAUUACAUAUUUUUAUAAAUAAAAGUGACAAGUUA
Messenger RNA from Macrobrachium nipponense, 2560 nucleotides. Its product is annotated as forkhead box protein N4-like. Gene Ontology annotation, molecular function: DNA-binding transcription factor activity, RNA polymerase II-specific; transcription cis-regulatory region binding. The coding region runs from base 97 to 1104 and encodes 335 amino acids. NCBI's taxonomy places the organism in Eukaryota, Metazoa, Arthropoda, Malacostraca, Decapoda, Palaemonidae. Gene Ontology annotation, biological process: regulation of transcription by RNA polymerase II. The record is from RefSeq and is a predicted model, not a curated record. The transcript has 5 exons.